Messenger RNA from Homalodisca vitripennis (glassy-winged sharpshooter), 3285 nucleotides. RefSeq lists its product as uncharacterized. The record is from RefSeq and is a predicted model, not a curated record. NCBI's taxonomy places the organism in Eukaryota, Metazoa, Arthropoda, Insecta, Hemiptera, Cicadellidae. Bases 1 to 3285 code for a protein of 1094 amino acids. The transcript is spliced from 10 exons.
AUGUGGGUGCUGCAGAGGAGUGUAUCAGACAGUGUGGGUGCUGCUGGCGGUGUAUCAGACAGUGUGUGUGCUGCAGGCGGUGUUUUAGACAGUGUGUGUGCUGCAGGCGGUGUUUUAGACAGUGUGGGUGCUGCAGAGGGUGUAUCAGACAGUGUGGGAGCUGCAGGCGGUGUAUCAGACAGUGUGGGUUCUGCGGUCGGUGUAUUCGUCAGUUCGGGUCCUGCAGGCGGUGUAUCAGACAGUGUGUGUGCUGCAGGCAGUGUUUUAGACAGUGUGGGUGCUGCAGAGUGUGUAUCUGACAGUGUGGGUGCUGCAGGUGGUGUAUCAGACAGUGUGUGUGCUGCAGGCGGUGUUUUAGACAGUGUGGGUGCUGCAGGCGGUGUAUCAGACAGUGUGUGUGCUGCAGGCGGUGUUUUAGACAGUGUGGGUGCUGCAGAGGGUGUAUCAGACAGUGCGUGUGUUUUAGACAGUGUGGGUGCUGCAGAGGGUGUAUCAGACAGUGUGGGUUCUGCGGUAGGCGGUGUAUCAGACAGUGUGGGUGCUGCAGGCGGUGUAUCAGACAGUGUGUGUGCUGCAGGCAGUGUAUCAGACAGUGUGGGUGCUGCAGGGGGUGUAUCAGACAGUGAGGGUGCUGCAGGCGGUGUAUCAGACAGUGCGGGUUUUACGGUCGGUGUAUUCGUCAAUUCGGGUGCUGCAGGCAGUGUAUCAGACAGUGUGGGUGCUGUAGGCGGUGUAUCAGACAGUGUGUGUGCUGCAGGCGGUGUAUCAGACAGUGUGUGUGCUGCAGGCGGUGGAUCAGACAGUGUGGGUGCUGCAGGGGGUGUAUCAAACAGCGGUGUAUUAGAUAGUGAGGGUGCUGCAGGCGGUGUAUCAGACAGUGCGGGUUUUGUACGCGGUGUAUCAGACAGUGCGGCUGCGGGUUCUGCAGGCGGUGGUUUAGACAGUGUGGGUGCUGCAGAGGGUUUAUCAGACAGUGUGGGUGCUGCAGGCGGUGUAUCAGACAGUGUGGGUUCUGCGGUCGGUGUAUUCGUCAGUUCGGGUGCUGCAGGCGGUGUUGUAUCAGAUAGUGUGGGUGCUGCAAGCGGUGUUUUAGACAGUGUGGGUGCUGCAGAGGGUGUAUUAGACAGUGUGGGUGCUGCAGGCGGUGUAACAGACAGUGUGUGUGCUGCAGGCGGUGUAUCACACAGUGUGUGUGCUGCAGUCGGUGUAUCAGACAGUGUGGGUUCUGCGGUCGGUGUAUUCGUAAGUUCGGGUGCUGCAGGCGGUGUUUCAGACAGUGUGUGUGCUGCAGGCGGUGUUUUAGACAGUGUGGGUGCUGCAGAGGGUGUAUCAGACAGUGUGGGUGCUGCAGGCGGUGUAUCAGACAGUAUGUGUGCUGCAGGCGGUGUUUUAGACAGUGUGGGUGUAUCAGACAGUGUGGGUUCUGCGGUAGGCGGUGUAUCAGACAGUGUGGGUGCUGCAGGCGGUGUAUCAGACAGUGUGUGUGCUGCAGGCAGUGUAUCAGACAGUGUGGGUGCUGCAGGGGGUGUAUCAGACAGUGUGGGUGCUGCAGGCGGUGUAUCAGACAGUGUGGGUGCUGCAGGCGGUGUAUCAGACAGUGUGGGUGCUACAGGGGGUGUAUCAGACAGUGAGGGUGCUGCAGGCGGUGUAUCAGACAGUGCGGGUUUUACGGUCGGUGUAUUCGUCAAUUCGGGUGCUGCAGGCGGUGUAUCAGACAGUAUGGGUGCUGUAGGCGGUGUAUCAGACAGUGUUUGUGCUGCAGGCGGUGUAUCAGACAGUGUGUGUGCUGCAGGCGGUGGAUCAGACAGUGCGGGUUUUACGGUCGGUGUAUUCGUCAAUUCGGGUGCUGCAGGCGGUGUAUCAGACAGUGUGGGUGCUGUAGGCGGUGUAUCAGACAGCGGUGUAUCAGACAAUGUGGGUGCUGUAGGCGGUGUAUCAGACAGUGUGUGUGCUGCAGGCGGUGUAUCAGACAGUGUGUGUGCUGCAGACGGUGGAUCAGACAGUGUGGGUGCUGCAGGGGGUGUAUCAAACAGCAGUGUAUUAGAUAGUGAGGGUGCUGCAGGCGGUGUAUCAGACAGUGCGGGUUUUGUACGCGGUGUAUCAGACAGUGCGGCUGCGGGUUCUGCAGGCGGUGGUUUAGACAGUGUGGGUGCUGCAGAGGGUUUAUCAGACAGUACAAUGUGGGUGCUGCAGAGGGUGUAUCAAGACAGUGUGGGUGCUGCUGGCGGUGUAUCAGACAGUGUGUGUGCUGCAGGCGGUGUUUUAGACAGUGUGUGUGCUGCAGGCGGUGUUUUAGACAGUGUGGGUGCUGCUGCAGAGGGUGUAUCAGACAGUUUGGGAGCUGCAGGCGGUGUAUCAGACAGUGUGGGUUCUGCGGUCGGUGUAUAUUCGCGGUGUAUCAUACAGUGUGGGUUCUGCGGUCGGCGUAUUCGUCAGUUCGGGUACUGCAGGCGGUGUAUCAGACAGUGUGGGUGCUGCAGGGGGUGUAUUAGGACAGUGUGGGUGCUGCAGGCGGUGUAUCAGACAGUGUGGGUGCUACAGGCGGUGUAUCAGACAGUGAGGGUGCUGCAGGCGGGUGUAUCCAGACAGUGCGGGUUCUGCGUUCGGUGCGGUGUAUCAGACAGUGUGGGUGCUGGCAGGGGUGUAUCAGACAGUGCGAUUGCUGCAGGCGGUUGUAUCAGGACAGUGAGGUUGCUGCAGGCUGUGUAUGGAGACAGUGUGGGUGCUGCAGGCGGUGUAUUAGAUAGUGAGGAUGCUGCAGGCAGUGUAUCAAACAGUGUGGGUUUUGUACGCGGUGUAUCAGACAGUGCGGCUGCGGGUUCUGCAGGCGGUGUAUUAGAUAGUGAGGGUGCUGCAGGCGGUGUAUCAGACAGUGCGGGUUCUGGCGGUCGGUGUAUUCGCGGUGUAUCAGACAGUGCGGGUUCUGCGGUCGGUGUAUCUCGUCAAAUUCGGGUGCUGCAGGCGGUGGUAUCAGACAGUGUGGGUGCUGCAGGCGGUGUAUUAGACAGUGAGGAUGCUGCAAGCAGUGUAUCAGACAGCGGUGUAUCAGACAGUGUGGGUGCUACAGGCGGUGUAUCAGACAGUGAGGGUGCUGCAGGCGGUGUAUCAGACAGUGCGGGUUCUGCGGUCGGUGUAUUCGUCAAUUCGGGUGCUGCAGGCGGUGUAUCAGACAGUGUGGGUGCUGCAGGCGGUGUAUCAGACAGUGUGUGUGCUGCAGGCGGUGUAUCAGACAGUGUGGGUGCUGCAGGGGUGUAUCAGACAGUGCGAUUGCUGCAGGCGGUGUAA